UGAGUGUCUGUCGGUGGGGAGGAGAUCACAGACUCGGGCUCUAGUAGGGUGUGGACGGUGGAAGAGUGUCGGUCCGGACUGUCCCAGUCAUAACCGUUGGUCCACUCCAGCUGAAAGCGGUCACAUAAACAGUUACUUGGACUGUGACAGUGUGUUUGUUUUGUGCAAGCUUCGGACACCUCAUCUGAGCUUCCUUCUUGUUUCUACGCAAGUGCAGCGCAGACACUUGCUCUGAGGCAGUGAAGAGACUGUCCCAACACACCCUUUCCCUGAUUGGAUGUUCUGUGUCAGCCCUCACCUGUCGGCUUCAGGGUACAGCUGCAUCAGACGCCUCUCCCAGGACACUACCGGUAGGGAACGAACGAUUCCGGUAGUGUGAGAGGAGAGAAGGUGCCGAGAUGGAUGACAUCUUCACUCAAUGCCGGGAAGGCAAUGCGGUAGCUGUCCGCCUCUGGUUGGACAACACAGAAAAUGACCUAAACCAGGGGGAUGAUCACGGGUUCAGUCCGUUGCACUGGGCGUGCCGUGAGGGUCGUUCGGGUGUCGUGGAUAUGCUCAUCAUGAGAGGGGCGCGCAUCAAUGUCAUGAACCGCGGCGACGACACACCCCUGCACCUGGCUGCGAGCCACGGCCACCGUGACAUUCUGGCCAAGCUCAUCCAGUGUAAAGCAGAUACCAAUGCGGCAAACGAGCACGGCAACACCCCUCUCCAUUAUGCUUGCUUCUGGGCCCAUGACCUGGUGGCUGAGGAUUUGGUCAAUAACGGUGCUCAGGUGAGCAUCUGCAACAAAUAUGGUGAAACUCCACUGGACAAGGCCAAACCACCGCUUGCUGCAAAUCUGAAAGAGCUGGCGGAGAAACAGGGACAGAGCCUGUCCAAAGUUCCUUUCAAGGACUCUUUCUGGAAGGGAACCACUCGAACUCGACCACGUAACGGCACACUAAACAAAACCGCAGGCAUAGAUUAUAAGCAGCUCUCCAUGUUGGCCAAGAUCAACGAGAAUCACUCUGGGGAGCUGUGGCAGGGCCGCUGGCAGGGCACAGAGAUUGUGAUCAAGAUGCUUCAUGUGCGGGACUGGACUACUCGAAAGAGCCGUGACUUCAAUGAGGAGUAUCCUAAACUAAGAAUCUUCUCCCACCCCAAUGUGUUGCCCAUGCUGGGGGCGUGUCAAGCUCCGCCCGCCCCUCAUCCAAUUAUAAUUACACACUGGAUGCCCUAUGGCUCCCUGUACAAUGUGCUUCACGAGGGGACCAACUUUGUUGUGGAUCAGACGCAGGCUGUGAAGUUUGGCCUAGAUAUAGCAUGUGGAAUGGCUUUCCUGCACACACUGGAGCCCAUGAUCCCUCGGCAUUAUCUCAACAGCAAGAGUGUCAUGAUUGACGAGGAUAUGACGGCCAGGAUAAGCAUGGCAGAUGUGAAGUUCUCCUUCCAGUGUCCCGGCAGGAUGUACUCUCCCGCAUGGGUUGCACCUGAAGCCCUACAGAAGAAGCCCGAGGAGAUAAACCGGCGCUCUGCGGACAUGUGGAGCUUCGCCGUGUUGCUCUGGGAGCUCGUCACCAGAGAGGUGCCGUUCGCUGACCUCUCGAACAUGGAGAUCGGCAUGAAGGUGGCACUAGAGGGACUGCGGCCCACCAUCCCACCGGGCAUCUCCCCCCACAUCUGCAAGCUAAUGAAGAUCUGCAUGAACGAGGACCCCGCCAAGAGGCCCAAAUUUGACAUGAUCGUGCCCAUCCUAGAGAAGAUGCAAGACAAAUGAAACCGCCCUGCAAACACUGAGUUCACAGUAUUGCCUUAAAAUUCACCACUCACCAAAGUGCUCUAUGCCACUGUAGCCCUCUGCUAAAGAAAAAAAACGCUUUGUGGAAGCGCUGAUGAACAUUUUUUUAAAGCCACGUUCUCACUGUCUUAUAUUCUUACAUGCAAUCAGUGAAGAUGACAAGUGUUUGUGCAUAUAUGUGUUCAUCUGUCCUUUUUGGUGUUUUCUGGACGCUCCUCUCAGAACCCUGUUUUCUAUAGCCAUUAAACAAGAAGUGGCGGCAACGGUCUUUGGACGCAGUGAAUGUACAGUGAAAUCAGUUUUCAACUAACCACUCCCACAUUUUCUGCAUCUUUUCGCUCCAUUUGUGUCAUUUUCACUCCAUCAAAGGGACGCCACCAAACUCAAAAUCUGUAUUAUUUGCAAGUGUGCAUGCAUCAGCCGCUGUUAGUAUUUAAAGCAUCGUGCCAUUGUCUUUCAACUAUGUGUUUGCUUUAGAUUGUCCUGAUCACAAAAGUCCUAUAGGCUAAGUUUGCCUGAGAUUUAUCUGUUUUUAAAAAUAAAAAAGCAGUGCAAUAAUGCAAUAGCUAAUGCCAAUUUUAUGCCUUAUCAUGCAACAAAAAAAAUCAAACUAUUAAGUGCCCGUAAUAUCACGAUUGUACAGUCCCUCUCAUAGCAGGGAAAUACAUUUAAUAAAAAAAAACCUGAUGUUUGAUUAAGGUACCAUAUGCUUAAAGGAAGAGCCAUUUACACGUCACAUCAAAUGUGAGAAUGUUUGUGUCACAGAUAUCUGUAAUUCUAGCUCCCAUAAACCUAUAUAUUUUCUUGAUCCAUACAAAUGCAUGAUUUCUGCAUCCUCUGUUAUGUGACUAACAUGCCUCCGGCUCCUGUAUUCUAAUUUACAUUGUACAUGUUAAGCAUGUUACGUGCUGAAAUAUCUGAGAGAUUUUUAUACUUGUUAUACAUGUGUUUUUUUUCAUGGGCGAUACAUUAGGCUGCCCAUGAGUGCCUUUAUUUUUUGCUUUUCUAAACACUACAUCUAUUCACUUCCUUGUUUUGCUUUCACAAUGUUCCACUUAUCCGCUCACCAGUAUGCAAUAGGAAAACCAAGAGACAGAAACAAGCAUACUUGACUUUUUUUUUUUUUUUUUUUUUAGUUUCAGUGUUUCUUUUUUAUGUUUUGAAAAGCAAAUAGCGGUGAUAAUGAAAAAAAGACUAGUUAUCUAACUUAUGCUUACUUCUUUCUCACCCUGUGAGGUUUUUAAUGAAACUUAAUUCUUUAUUUUGGAGAUUUGGACUGUUUAUAUUUUAUUCAUGAUAACUAAAGUUUACUAAAAGAAAAUAAGAACAAAUAAAAUGUUUUGGCCAUGCAAAGUGUUUUGAUCUGUGUUCAUUUAUCAGUCAGAAAAUAAAUGAGUGGGUUGUUGACAUGAAAAUUGACAACAGUGUUUUGCGAUGUAAGUUACUUCUAAAUAAAAAACUUAUUUAAAAAAUUAA
Pimephales promelas (fathead minnow) is the source of this 3254-nucleotide messenger RNA. It is a transcript of the gene ilk, whose product is annotated as integrin-linked kinase. Gene Ontology annotation, biological process: protein phosphorylation; integrin-mediated signaling pathway; cell-matrix adhesion. Gene Ontology annotation, molecular function: ATP binding; protein binding; protein serine/threonine kinase activity. Lineage: Eukaryota; Metazoa; Chordata; Actinopteri; Cypriniformes; Leuciscidae. Gene Ontology annotation, cellular component: stress fiber; focal adhesion. The record is from RefSeq and is a predicted model, not a curated record.